AUGCCUUUGCAAAUGAACGGUGUGGAGGCAUGGAUCACUGUGGAAGACAAGAGGCAGGUUCUGGAGUAUCUGCCGGAGAUCGACACAAAAACAGGGGUGGCGACGUGCUGGAUUAGUGGAGAGCCUGGCCAGCCUUUUGCCAUCCGGUGGCGAGACCUCACUGACCCAACGUCAAUACAUCAGCGGGACAUGAGUGGGUUCGUCACCAUGGACGGCUACGAGCUCGGCGGGAGAAUAUUGCAGGCCCGCAGCUACGCCCCUGCCAUUUUCUCCCGCAUUGCGACAUCCCCGACCUCUUGCCUUCCCUUAACAUUUUCGGAUCUGCCUCGAACUGCAGGUAUUGGGGAAGAUUGGGUUACUCUAGGCACUAUAUCGAUUGACAUUCAUGUUGUGGAAGUUGGCGAGGCGAAUAGGCUGCAUGAGGGGUUCUCAAGCUACUACAGACGCGAUGAGGGUUCGCCAUUAUCAUCUGCGACUCCCUUCAGCUCCACCGAGGUCACCAGCGUCCGCAAGAUCGCUACGUUCACCUUCAAGUACCGGCCUCUCGACGUGUUGCAAUACCACCAUAUCAUUCCCCCCAUCAGCCCAAUCUCGUCCUUCCCAUGGUCGCUGACCCCACAUCUUGGCGACAAGCGGUCCGCGUCCGAUACCGAUGAAGAGGAAGAAUGCGAUGAGGAGGAUGAGCAAGACCGCACUCAUAUGUACAGCAGUAGUGGUGGUUCUGAUUCCGACUCAUCCCAGGAAUAUGUGCCAAAGUCAAGACCAAGACGACCUCUGAAAGCUUCAUACUACGGCCCUCUUACGAAACGCGUCAAGUUUUGA
Psilocybe cubensis is the source of this 822-nucleotide messenger RNA. RefSeq lists its product as uncharacterized. Lineage: Eukaryota; Fungi; Basidiomycota; Agaricomycetes; Agaricales; Agrocybaceae. The record is from RefSeq and is a predicted model, not a curated record. Bases 1 to 822 code for a protein of 273 amino acids. The transcript is spliced from 5 exons.